ACUUGGAGGCGGCGGCGGCGGCGGAGGAGGCGGCGGCGGCCGCCGGGCGCUGCAGUGGGACGCGCGCGGCUGCGAGCCUGCGGGACAUGCCCCCCGCGCCGGCUCCUUGCUGGCGGCCAUGAAGAGGCAGAACGUGCGGACUCUGUCCCUCAUCGUCUGCACCUUCACCUACCUGCUGGUGGGCGCCGCCGUCUUCGACGCCCUCGAGUCGGACCACGAGAUGCGCGAGGAGGAGAAACUCAAAGCCGAGGAGAUCCGGAUCAAGGGGAAAUACAACAUCAGUAGCGAGGACUACCGGCAGCUGGAGCUGGUGAUCCUGCAGUCGGAGCCGCACCGCGCCGGCGUCCAGUGGAAAUUCGCCGGCUCCUUCUACUUUGCCAUCACGGUCAUCACCACCAUAGGUUAUGGGCACGCAGCCCCUGGCACCGACGCGGGAAAGGCCUUCUGCAUGUUCUACGCCGUGCUGGGCAUCCCUCUGACGCUGGUCAUGUUCCAGAGCCUGGGCGAGCGGAUGAACACGUUCGUGCGCUACCUGCUAAAGCGCAUCAAGAAGUGCUGUGGCAUGCGCAACACGGAGGUGUCCAUGGAGAACAUGGUGACCGUGGGCUUCUUCUCCUGCAUGGGGACGCUGUGCAUUGGAGCUGCCGCCUUCUCCCAGUGCGAGGAGUGGAGCUUCUUCCACGCCUACUACUACUGCUUCAUCACGUUGACUACCAUUGGGUUCGGGGACUACGUGGCCCUGCAGACCAAGGGCGCCCUGCAAAAGAAGCCACUCUACGUGGCCUUUAGCUUUAUGUAUAUCCUAGUGGGGCUGACUGUCAUUGGGGCCUUCCUCAACCUGGUGGUCCUCAGGUUCUUGACCAUGAACAGUGAGGACGAGAGGCGGGACGCUGAAGAGAGGGCGUCCCUUGCCGGAAACCGAAACAGCAUGGUCAUCCACAUCCCUGAGGAGGCGCGGCAGGGCCGGCCACGGUACAAGGCGGACGUGGCGGACCUGCAGUCCGUGUGCUCCUGCACGUGCUACCGCCCACAGGAAUACGGUGGUCGCUCGGCGGCACAUCAGAACUCCGUCAGCGCCAAGCUCGCCCCCCAGUACUUCCACUCCAUCUCUUACAAGAUCGAAGAGAUCUCACCAAGCACAUUAAAAAACAGCCUCUUCCCAUCCCCCAUCAGCUCCAUUUCUCCUGGGUUACACAGCUUUACCGACAACCACAGGCUGAUGAGAAGGCGGAAGUCCAUUUAGGGUGUGGGGAGGGAAAUACGAACAGAAAAAGUCAUUUGUCAUAUUUGAUGUUGUGUUCCAUCAGCCCAACUCGUCUUUUCUUCCUUAUUUAUUAUUAUUAUUAUCCUUUAUUAUUAUUAUCAUUGUCAUCAUUAUUACUUUCUCUCCUUUGUUUCCUGGUUUCAUUGCUCCCCCAACUUCCCAGCGAGACAGAGCAGGCCAAAGGGAAAAGAAAGGCCCGUCCUCUGAAACUCGCAGCUGAGCAUGAAGCAUGGAUUUCUUCCUUCCUUCCCAGCGACGUAUGCCUUACAUUUCUCCCCAACCUGCCCCAUCUCUGGGGUGGCUUUCCCAGGACAGGUGUGAGACCAGGACCAGGUGACAGAGCUGAGAGGAUACCCAACCCAAAGUUGCACACCAGGCUGAGAGCUUUUGAGCGCCCACCCACAGUGGUGUCUCUGACCUAACUCCUUUCUCUUUUCCUCCCAAGCAGUGGGUGGCUAUGUAUGUGUGUAUGUGUGUGGUUUGAGUGUGUGUGAAUGAAUGCACACGCGAGUGUGCUUGUGUAUGUGAACCAUGUGACAAAAUGGAAAGUAUCAGGUAUUCAUUCUCCUUCUCAUCACACAAUUUUGUUAAUAGCCUGCUUUUGGCUGCUUCCAAACAAAACGGGAAAACAAAACCCACGAGGUUUUUGAUUUAUCAUUUUGCCAAAUCAAGCAUGUUCCAUAAGCAGUCUUUAUCCCAGAUGUGUCAUGACCAUAUUUUUGAAAUGCUAGGUUCUAAAUUAUAUUAACUUCUUUUUAGGGGGUGGGUGGGCAAGAAGACAUGGAUCAUUUUAGCUUGCCAGUUCAAAAAUUUUUUAAAAGCAUGCACUUUGUUAAACUGGUAUGCAUUAUCAACACAAGAAAACAAAACUAGCAAUGGAAUAAUCAAAAGCCAAUAAUAAUAAUUUAUUAAAGACAUUUUUAAUUUUGUCAUCUCCGGUUCCAACAAUUUACCAUGCAACUGGAAGUGUCAGGAGAAACUGGAAAAUUGUUGGAACCACAGAGUAUCUAUUUUAUUAUUUCCCUCUUAUUUAGAUGAUGAUGAUGAUGGUGAUGAUGAUAAUGUUGCUGGUGAUUUGUGCAGCAUCAACCUGCACGAAUAAGAAUUACAGUUUGGGAUGUUUGGAUGAGAAUGGGUAUUAGAAGGUGGAUGUAGUUUCUUUUCCUAAUAAAAAAAUGACAGGGCA
Molecule: messenger RNA, 2450 nt
Organism: Equus caballus (horse)
Lineage: Eukaryota; Metazoa; Chordata; Mammalia; Perissodactyla; Equidae
Gene: KCNK9
Product: potassium two pore domain channel subfamily K member 9
Biological process (GO): potassium ion transmembrane transport; stabilization of membrane potential
Cellular component (GO): plasma membrane
Molecular function (GO): potassium ion leak channel activity; outward rectifier potassium channel activity
Source: RefSeq, a predicted model, not a curated record